This is a messenger RNA of Myotis lucifugus (little brown bat), 1167 nucleotides long. It is a transcript of the gene NME9, whose product is annotated as NME/NM23 family member 9. The record is from RefSeq and is a predicted model, not a curated record. Gene Ontology annotation, biological process: GTP biosynthetic process; CTP biosynthetic process; UTP biosynthetic process. Gene Ontology annotation, molecular function: nucleoside diphosphate kinase activity. The transcript is spliced from 11 exons. Bases 1 to 990 code for a protein of 329 amino acids. Lineage: Eukaryota; Metazoa; Chordata; Mammalia; Chiroptera; Vespertilionidae.
AUGGGCAGCAAGAAGAAGGAAAUCGCCCUGCAGGUCAACAUCAGCACCCAGGAGCUUUGGGAGGAAAUGCUCAGCUCCAAAGGACUAACUGUUGUCGAUGUCUAUCAGGGCUGGUGUGGCCCCUGCAAGCCCGUGGUGAGCCUCUUCCAGAAGAUGAGGAUCGAGGUUGGCCUGGACCUUCUGCACUUUGCAUUGGCGGAAGCAGACUGUCUUGACGUCCUCGAAAAAUACCGCGGGAGGUGUGAGCCCACCUUCCUGUUCUAUGCGGGAGGGAAACUGGUGGCUGUGGUUAGAGGAGCAAACGCCCCACUGCUGCAGAAAACCAUCCUGGACCAGCUGGAGGCCGAGAGGAAGGUGCUGGCUGAAGGCAGAGAACGGAAGGUGAUCAAAGACGAGGCUCUCUCUGAGGAGGAGGAACGCUUUUCCCAUGAAAAGGACGGUGGCGAAGACGUGGACGUGGCUUCAUCAGAGAAGACCUGUACCUUGGCGAUCAUUAAACCAGAUGCAGUCGGCCACGGGAAGACUGAUGAGAUUAUCAUGAAGAUCCAGGAAGCUGGGUUUGACAUUAUAAUGAGUGAAGAGAGGACCAUGACGGAGGCAGAAAUGCAACUCUUCUACCAACACAGAGCUGGAGAGGAGGCAUUUGAGAAGCUGGUACAUCACAUGUGCAGUGGGCCGAGCCACCUCCUGAUCCUCACCAGGACUGAGGACACCGAGGACGUUGCCACCGCCUGGCGAGCCCUCAUGGGACCCUGUGACCCGCACGUGGCCAGGAGGGAGCAGCCUGACAGUCUCCGCGCCCUGUACGGCACGGAAGUGCCCUUUAACGCGGUCCACGGGAGCCGGGACGCGGAGGACGCCCGCCAAGAGCUGGCUCUGCUCUUCCCCAGCUUUACGUUUGCAGACCACGUCCCGGAAGCCGCUCUGGACCGCGAGGAAGGAGUGGUGGGCCCCACCGAGGUGCUUCCCUUCCCUGAGGACGUGCACUGAGAUGGAUGUGCAGCCUCCGCAGCACGUGACCCAGGGCGUGGCCAGCAAGUGAAAUGCCAGCACGUUCCCAUCUGCUGCGCAUAAGGAAAGCUCUAGAAUCGGAUCUUAACUCUUUUGAGCACCAAUUUCUUUUAGUUUAGCUCUCUUUCAUGAAUAAUAAAAUCGUUUCCUGCCUUA